This is a messenger RNA of Acanthosepion pharaonis, 456 nucleotides long. The record is from the annotation of a GenBank genome assembly. NCBI's taxonomy places the organism in Eukaryota, Metazoa, Mollusca, Cephalopoda, Sepiida, Sepiidae.
AUGUGCCACUCUCUCACACUCUCUCUCUCUAUAUCUCUCUCUCUCUCUCUCACAUACACACCAAAGCGGUCUUUCCUCUAUUUUAUCGUCUGCUUCUUCUUUCUCGUUUAUUUUCUCGCUUGCGUUUGGUAUUCUUUUACUUAUCAAAAUCUUUCUUUCGUUCUAUCGAGAAUUUCGUCUUCCGACGCUUUUUUUUUUGUUUUCAUAUCUACCUCCUCUUUUAUUUUCUCUUCUACUUUUUUCCUUUUCAUUUUCUUUCAUACAUUUUAUCUUUCAUUGUCUCUUACUUUUAAUAAUUUCACUUUUCUUAUCGAUAUAUUCAAUUCUCUCUCUCUCUCUCUCUCUCUCUCACAUUUCGCCCUUUCCUUCUUCGUUUUCUUCCCUACCUUCUCCUUGCAUUUCUCUCUGGCUUUUCACUUCUUACUCUUAUAUAGUUUCUGUUAUGGUCCAGGUUAG